Messenger RNA from Thermothielavioides terrestris NRRL 8126, 1404 nucleotides. RefSeq lists its product as uncharacterized. Gene Ontology annotation, cellular component: plasma membrane. The record is from RefSeq and is a predicted model, not a curated record. Bases 1 to 1404 code for a protein of 467 amino acids. Gene Ontology annotation, molecular function: G protein-coupled receptor activity. Gene Ontology annotation, biological process: adenylate cyclase-activating G protein-coupled receptor signaling pathway; cell surface receptor signaling pathway. Lineage: Eukaryota; Fungi; Ascomycota; Sordariomycetes; Sordariales; Chaetomiaceae. The transcript has 4 exons.
AUGAGGGGCAUAUCAGCAGAAGAUGCCGAGAGCGUCGUCGCCAUCGAGCGGACCUGCUCGGCCCUCUCCUUCUUGGGGUGUGUCUUCGUGCUGGUGACCUUCUCGCUCUCCGAUGCGUUCCGCCAGCGCGCCAUCAACCGCUUGGUCUUCUACGCAACGUUUGGGAAUAUGUUGACGAACGUGGCGACGCUCAUGACAACGACCUACAUUGACGACGUUGAUUCCUUUGGCUGCCAGCUCCAGGCGUUUCUCAUUCAAGUCUUCAUGCAAGGCGAUGCAUACUGGGCGUUGGCCAUGGCCGUCAAUGUUUACCUCACGUUCUAUCGCAAGUACGACGCGAGGAUGCUGAGGAAGAUGGAGGUGUUCUACUUCGUUCUUUGCUACGGGGUGCCGUUCGUCCCUGGCUUCACUUUCAUCUUCAUUUCCACCAAACAUGCCGGCAGGCCGUAUGGCGACGCCAUGCUGUGGUGCUGGUUGAAAUCGGAAUGGGAGGUGUACCGAAUCGCCACCUUCUACGGUCCGGUGUGGGUGGCCAUCCUCAUUGCGAUGACGAUCUACCUCCGCACCGGCCGGGAGAUCUACCGCAAGCGCCGAAAGAUGCUAAAAUUCAGUUCCAGCGCCACCGGCACAUUCACCGGCACAGCCACCGGCUCUGAACCUUUCUCUCCCCUCUACGAGUUCUCCCCAGCAUUCAACUACAAAACAACCGAAGUCGUCCAAACGACCGAGAUCAUCAAGCCCCCGCCCGCCGCCAAGCCAGGUACCAUCCCUCCCGCGCCGCCGCUCAAGGACCCCAACGUCUCCUACUCAGUCACCAUCUCCGCCGACAUCGAGGCCGCGCGCCAACUCAACCGCCGCGUCUCCUUCGAAGACACCAUCGACACAGCCAGCCCGCCAAUCCCCGCACGCAACAACAACAGCAACAACAACAAAAGCAGCCGCGCCGCCCGCGCCCUCUCCAGUGUCCAAGCCUCCAUCAUCUCCGGCACCACCACCACCCAGAGCACCAACCCGCACCCGCACCCUCCUCCUCGUCCACCUCCUCCUGCUCCCACCCACCGCCGCCGCCACCCCCACCACGACGCCCACAGCGCCGCCUGGUCCUACACCAAGUGCGCGAUCCUCUUCUUCGUCGCGCUGCUGCUGACCUGGAUCCCGUCGUCGGGCAACCGCGUCUACAGCCUGCUGCACGCGGGGGCCGUCUCGCGGCCGCUCUUCUUCGCCAGCGCCUUCGUCCUGCCCCUGCAGGGCUUCUGGAACGCCAUCAUCUACGUGGUCACCUCCUGGGCGGCGUGCAAGAGCUUUGCCGGGUACUGCGCGGCUGUCGUGGCGGGGUGGGACGACGGGACGAGCAUGGAGGAUCUGACCGGGGAGGGGAGGGCUGAGAGGGUGUCCCCUGUGUAA